AUGCUCUUCGCUUAUAUUCUCGCUGUAGCGAUCCCGUGUAUUAUUUCUCUGGUUGCUGCUUUGCAUCUGAGUUGCAGACGCGUCUACCCUUUGCCUCUGCCGCCUGGCCCUCGUCCAUUACCAUUCUUGGGAAAAUUUAUUCACUCCCGCAUCCUUGGGAUCGACUUGGUUGUCAUCAACUCCGAAAAGAUCGCACAGGAGUUGUUGGACAAGCGAUCUGCAAUUUACUCGGAUCGCCCCGUCAUUCGCACCAAUGAAUUAGCUGGACUGGCUUUCAAUGCUGUGCUCCUUCCAUAUGGUGAGACUUUGCGACGACAUCGCAAGAUCUUCCAUCAAGUCCUCAGAGCCGAAGCCUCUGUUUCAUACCACGAGAUGUACUCUCACCACGCGAAUGAACUGGUCAUCAAUCUUUUGGAUGCCACCAGUGACAUGCAGAAACACACUGAAGUAUACACGGGAUCCCUGAUCAUGGCUGUAACAUACGGACACACUGCUCGCGGACACGAUGACCCAUUCCUUGCCCGCGCGCAUGAACUCGUUGAUAUCGCCAAACAUAUUCUUUCCCCCGAGAGGGCCGCCAUAUUCACAGCCUUUCCUUUCCGCGAGUGCCUCAAUGCUGUCGACGACGUCAAUUUCAACAUCCAGCGUGUCGGUUGCAGUCGAAAAGUUGCCAAUUUGCUUUUGAACGAGCCCUUUGAUGAGGCGAAGGCGCAGAUGGUACGUUUGCGCAUUGUGGAUGCUCUCGCCGACUUCCUCGGUCAAUGUGACGACGACGCUGAGGAAGACACGAUGAAGGCUGUUGCGUUAAUGGCAUACAUAGGCUGCAUAGACACGUCUACAUCCACAUUGCAGACAUUCCUGCUGGCUAUGGUUCUCUAUCCUGACGUUCAAGCCCGAGCCCGUGCAGGGAUCAAUCACGUCGUGGGGCAUGAUAAAAUGUCAUGUAUUGAUGAUAGAGCGUCACUACCCUACCUUGAUGCCGUUUUCCGUGAGGUUCUGAGAUGGUGUCCUCCCAUACCCCUAGGUCGGUCCGCAGCCAUAUAA
Messenger RNA from Suillus paluster, 1044 nucleotides. Its product is annotated as cytochrome P450. The record is from RefSeq and is a predicted model, not a curated record. The transcript has 8 exons. The coding region runs from base 1 to 1044 and encodes 347 amino acids. Gene Ontology annotation, molecular function: oxidoreductase activity, acting on paired donors, with incorporation or reduction of molecular oxygen; iron ion binding; monooxygenase activity. NCBI's taxonomy places the organism in Eukaryota, Fungi, Basidiomycota, Agaricomycetes, Boletales, Suillaceae.